AUGAGUAUUCCUAUUGUGGUUUAUUUAGAUGACGGGUGGGGAACUGCAGAAAAUUCAGAAAUAUGUGAAAAUAUGGCUUUACAGGUUAAAAGUGAUCUAGAAAAAUCUGGUUUCGUUGUAAAUAAUAAAAAGAGUGUAUGGACACCUGUUCAAAUUAUGGAAUGGCUAGGUUUUAAUUGGAAUUUAAAAGACGGAACUUUAGAAAUACCUGUGAAAAAAUUUGAGAAUUUAAAAAACAUAAUAUCUGCUUUAUUUGAAUGUAAUAUACAUAUCACUUGUAGAAAUUUAGCUAAAGUGUGUGGAAAAAUAAUUUCUAUGUUACCAGCAUUAGGCAGUAUUUGUCAAAUUAUGACAAGACAUUUACAUAUGACUAUUUGUUGUAGAGAUUAUUGGGAUUCUUUUGUAUAUUUGAAUGAAAAUGUUAUUCAAGAACUUAGAUUUUGGUAUUUUUACUGUGAAAAAGUUAGUUUUAGGCAAAUUUCAUAUUUUCAUAGAAUGCCUGAGAGAAUUGUUUUUUCUGAUGCCAGCGAAUAUGCAGGUGCUGGUUAUAUUGUAGGUUCAAAUAAUGUCGCUCAUUUUAUGUGGGAUAAAUCAGAAAAAACCAAGAGUUCAUCUUGGAGAGAAUUAAAAGCAGUAAGCAAUAUUUUACAGUCUGUACAUAAUCAAUUGAGUGGAAAACUUGUAAAAAUUUACACCGAUAAUCAGAAUGUGACUAAGAUUAUUAGAAAAGGUAGUAUGAAGUCAGAGCUUCAGGACAUAGCUUUAGAUGUUUUUAAUAUAUGUUUAGAUAACAAUAUUGUAUUAGAAAUUGAAUGGAUCCCGAGAGAUAAAAAUAUUCAAGCUGACGAAUUGAGCAAAAUUUUCGAUUUUGAUGAUUGGGGUGUUUCAGAUAUUAUUUUUAAAUAUUUUGAUAGAUUAUGGGGUCCAUUCAAUUGUGAUUUAUUUGCUGACAGUAGAAAUAAAAAAGUAUCUAGGUUCUUCUCAAAGUUUUUUACACCUGGUACUUCCGGCGUUGAUGCAUUUGCAUAUGACUGGUCAGCAUUUAAUAACUGGAUAGUUCCUCCUAUUUAUUUGAUUACUAGGGUUAUUAAUUAUAUGCUUAUAUGCAAGGCAAAAGGUGCAUUAGUAAUACCUAAGUGGAAAUCAGCUGUGUAUUGGAUGAUUACUCAAUGGAAACAGUUCGAAGAAUUAGCCAAUGAUUCUAGAUUUGCCAAAAUUGUCAGUGCAUUGCCAUCAAUUGUGGAAGCGUCUAGCUCAAAAUCUACUGUUAAAAAGUAUAAAUUUUAUUUUGGAAAAUUUCGUAUUUGGUGUUCCGAUUGUCAACUUGAAUCUUCUCCGGCUAAUUCAACUACAGUAUGUUUAUAUAUCGGUUCACUGAUACAGCAAGGUGUUGGCGUGUCCGUUUUAGAAUCUAAUUUUUAUUCAAUUAAAUGGUAUCAUGACAUUAACUUUAAAUACAAUCCUUGUUCUGAUAAGUUGUUAUCUAAUAUUUUGGAAGGCGGUCGUAGAAUUUUGAGUAAACCCAUCAACAAAAAAGAGCCUAUUACUACUGACAUUUUAAAGUUAAUUGUUUCUAGAUACGGCUCCGAACACGAUUUGUCUAAUUUAAGAGUGUGUUUACUAUGUCUUCUUGGAUUUUCCGGUUUCUUACGCUACAGCGAGUUAGCUAAGAUAAAAAGAAACAACAUUGUUUUUUAUGAUUCUCAUGUUGAGAUUACUAUUGAUAAGAGUAAAACAGACAUUUAUAGAAGAGGAAACACGGUUAUAAUUGCUAGGACCGGGAAUGAAACGUGUCCUGUUAAGUGGUUAAAAAUUUAUUUGAAAUUAGCUGGUUUAGAAUCUGAUUCUGAUUAUUUUAUUUUUCGGUCUUUGUCAUUUUUGAAAUCACAAGGUGUAUACAAGCUAAGCAAAAACAAUACAUCCUUAUCGUACACUAGAGCUCGUGAGAUAUUACUUAAGGCAUUGGAAGACAUUGGUUUAGAUAAAUCUAAAUUCGGGUUGCAUAGUCUGAGAAGCGGAGGUGCUACCUCAGCAGCUAAUAACGGAGUUUCUGAUAGAUUAUUGAAGGCCCACGGUAGAUGGUCAUCAGAUCAGUCGAAAGAUGGUUAUAUUAAGGACAAUUUACAUCGUCAGUUGGUAGUAUCUUUGAAUCUUGGCAUAUAA
Molecule: messenger RNA, 2163 nt
Organism: Mytilus trossulus (common blue mussel)
Lineage: Eukaryota; Metazoa; Mollusca; Bivalvia; Mytilida; Mytilidae
Exons: 2
Coding region: 1-2163 (720 amino acids)
Biological process (GO): DNA integration; DNA recombination
Molecular function (GO): DNA binding; RNA-DNA hybrid ribonuclease activity
Source: RefSeq, a predicted model, not a curated record